AUGGCAAAAGAAGUCCACAUUGCAGCUAAAUCCAAUACAUACGAAAAGCUGAGUUCCUGGCAUAGCAACAUACAGAUUCAUCCCACGAUAGACCGUGCCUACAAGGAUGGUUCGGUUGUUUUCCAAGAUGGGAAAGUCGUGUACGCCGAUGCCAUAGUGCAUUGCACCGGUUACAAUUAUCGCUUCCCUUUUCUCGAAACCAACGGUUAUGUGACCAUCGAGGAUAACCGUGUUGGACCACUCUACAAGCAUGUCUUUCCGCCGGCGCUUGCCCCCGGGCUCUCCUUUAUCGGGUUACUUUCAAUGGCGCUACAAUUCUUUAUGUUUGAGCUCCAAAGCAAAUGGGUCGCGUCGGUUCUAUCAGGUCGUGUUAAGCUUCCUUCGAAGGACAAAAUGAUGGAAGAUGUUAUAGCUUUCGAUACGAAAAUCUUGAAUCUUUGGAUAUUCCCAAGAGAUUUACGCAUUUUCUAA
This is a messenger RNA of Arabis nemorensis, 471 nucleotides long. The record is from the annotation of a GenBank genome assembly. NCBI's taxonomy places the organism in Eukaryota, Viridiplantae, Streptophyta, Magnoliopsida, Brassicales, Brassicaceae.